AUAUCACUUUUUCAUUUCUUUCCUAAUGCAGCUCCUCCAAACGUUCGGAUCAUCCACUCCGGUCACGCAUGCAACAUUGAGGAGGAGCACUACACGGAGAGGGUGUACACCAUCCGGGAGGGGGAGACUUUGGAGCUGACCUGUCUGGUCUCGGGGCAUCCACGGCCACAGAUACGAUGGACCAAGACAGCAGGAAGUGCUACUGACCGCAUCCAGGACUCCAGCGUAUUCAACGAGACACUGCGCAUAACCCGCAUCCAGAGGCACCAGGGCGGCCGUUAUUACUGUAAGGCUGAGAACGGCCUCGGCACUCCCGCCAUCAAAUCCAUCCGAGUGGACGUCUACUAUUUAGAUGACCCCAUUGUGACGGUCCAUCAGAGUAUAGGAGAGGCAAAGGAGCAGUUCUACUAUGAGAGGACAGUGUUCCUGCGGUGUGCUGCCAAUUCAAACCCUCCGGUGCGGUACAGCUGGAGACGGGGAAGGGAGUUCCUGUCUCAGGGUUCGGACAAGGGUGUGGAGAUCUAUGAGCCAUUCUUCACCCAGGGGGAGACCAAGAUCCUGAAGUUGAAGAACCUGCGUCCGCAGGACUAUGCUAACUACACGUGCACUGCCUCUGUUCGCAAUGUCUGUGGCAUCCCCGACAAGAGUGUGCUAUUUCGGCUCACCAACAAAACCGCCUCCCCGACUAUUAAGCUGCUUGUGGAAGACCCCAUUGUGGCCAACCCUGGGCAGACAGUAAUCCUGGUGUGCAUCAUCUCUGGAGGCGAGCCCACCCCGAGCCUGACGUGGGUUCGGAACACCGAAGAGCUUCCAAAGAAGAGUAUCCUCAAGAGUGAGACCCUUACAAUACCUGCCAUCAGCACGGAGGAUGCUGGUGUUUACAGCUGUGUAGCCAGUAACAAUGUGGGAAAUCCUGCGAAGAAAUCCACCAACAUUGUCGUCAGAGCUCUGAAGAAGGGCAGGUUCUGGAUCACACCCGACCCCUAUCAUAAUGAUGACAACAUCCAGAUCGGCAGAGAGGUGAAGAUAUCCUGUCAGGUGGAGGCCACGCCGCCUGAGGAGCUGAUGUUCAGCUGGCUGAAGAACGGCCGUCCGCUGCGUAGCUCAGAGCGCAUGGUCAUUACCCAGACUGACCCAGAUGUUGCCCCAGGAACCACAAACCUGGACAUCAUCGACCUCAAGUUUACUGACUUUGGCACUUACACCUGUGUGGCCUCACUAAAGAAUGGAGGGAUACCAGAGAUCAGCAUAGACGUCAACAUCUCCUCCACCACUGUUCCACCCAACCUUACCGUCCCACGAGAAAAGUCCCCAUUAGUCACUCAGGAGGGUGACACAGUAGAUCUGCAGUGCCUGGUCUCCGGCAAACCCAAACCCAUCAUCCUCUGGUCCCGUGCUGAUAAAGAAGCACCCAUGCCGGAUGGAAACAUGCAAACCGAAAGCUAUGACGGAGUUCUGCGCAUCGUCAAUGUCUCCCGUGAGAUGGCCGGCACGUACCGCUGCCAAACCAGCCAGUACAACGGCUUCAACGUCAAACCCCGAGAGGCCAUUGUGGAGCUCAUAGUGCUGUAUCCUCCCACGGUGGAGCCGGUGUAUACAGAGAUCAGGCAAGGUCUGGGCCGGCCAUUCUCACUGAGCUGCAGGGUCUUACGUGCCCACCCCUCAAAAGUACUAGAUUAUGAAUGGAAGCUGGGCACCAGACUGCUGACAGUGGGCCAGUUGGAUACUCGGGAUGAGACGGAAUACCACGUAAGGGCACUCAACCGCGAGGGUUACGGCGCGUACACUUGUGACAUAAAAAAUGAAGCAGGAGCUGGCCGAUGUACUUUCCUUGUCACAGGGAAAGCCUAUGUUCCCGAGUUCUACUAUGACACCUACAGCGCUCAGUGGCAGAACAAACCUCGCGUCUACGGCUUUAAACUCCAGUGGACUCAGAUGAAUCCCAAUGCGGUCGACCGUAUCAUGGCAUAUCGACUUGGUAUCAAGCAGGUGAGUGAGUCUAGAUGGUGGGAGCAAGAAAUCCCAGUAGAAGACAACAUCCAGAAAGGAGAACUGCUCACCUACAACCUCACGGAACUCAUUAAACCCGAGGCCUACCAGGUCCGCCUCACACCCAUAACACGGUUCGGAGAGGGGGAUUCAACGGAAAGGAUCAUUUGCUACAGUGCACCGGUGAAUCCUCCUUGGAGUAAGUUUCACUGUGGCUUUGACGAGGACACCAUCUGUAUGUUCACCCAAGAUAAAACCGAAGAGUUUGAUUGGACGAGACAUAGUGCUGCCUCCAGGGACACUAAAUAUACACCCAACACUGGGCCCAGCAGCGACCGCACCGGCUCUAAACAAGGUUUCUACAUGUACAUCGAGACCUCACGGCCACGUCUGGAAGGAGAUAAAGCACGACUGUUGACUCCAUCCUUCAAUGUUGCCCCUAAAAAUCCCUACGGGAAUGUGGCCACCAACCCAACAUACUGCUUCAGCUUCUACUACCACAUGUAUGGGAAACAUAUAGGAACAUUAAAUGUGUAUUUGAGGCAGAAGAGCCAGACGGGUCAGGAUACUUCUGUUUGGACCCUGAGUGGGAACCAAGGAGACCGUUGGAGACAAGCUAGAGUUAACAUCAAUCCCACAUCCUCUUUUCAGAUGGUUUUGGAGGGUAUACGUGGUUCUGGCAUUGAAGGGGAUAUUGCUGUAGACGAUGUGGCCAUAGAAGAAGGAGAGUGUCGAGACCCUCCACCCAGUAGUAAUAUAAGAUCCCUGGCUUCUCCCGCUGCAGUGCAUAUAUGGCAGCUCUGGCUCACUUUACUUUUGGUCUUGGUUGGCCUCCGAAGGUGACCUCAUCACAUGGAGGUGGAACCCAGCUUUGGCAUUCAUAGAGAUUUCGGCUGACACGGACUGCCUGAACACAACAACCAAAGAUUCAUCCCGUCUACACAAAAGGAACGUAUAGGUUUUAGAUCAGUGUGAAGGAAGAGGAAGCCAGGGAA
Messenger RNA from Carassius auratus (goldfish), 2984 nucleotides. Its product is annotated as MAM domain-containing glycosylphosphatidylinositol anchor protein 2-like. The record is from RefSeq and is a predicted model, not a curated record. The annotation marks the transcript as partial. Gene Ontology annotation, cellular component: plasma membrane; neuronal cell body; axon. NCBI's taxonomy places the organism in Eukaryota, Metazoa, Chordata, Actinopteri, Cypriniformes, Cyprinidae. The transcript is spliced from 16 exons. Gene Ontology annotation, biological process: synapse organization; homophilic cell-cell adhesion. Gene Ontology annotation, molecular function: protein binding; axon guidance receptor activity.